Molecule: messenger RNA, 1854 nt
Organism: Gavialis gangeticus (Gharial)
Lineage: Eukaryota; Metazoa; Chordata; Crocodylia; Gavialidae
Gene: ASB4
Product: ankyrin repeat and SOCS box containing 4
Exons: 5
Coding region: 66-1352 (428 amino acids)
Biological process (GO): neuronal action potential; negative regulation of delayed rectifier potassium channel activity; intracellular signal transduction
Cellular component (GO): axon initial segment; membrane; synapse
Molecular function (GO): transmembrane transporter binding
Source: RefSeq, a predicted model, not a curated record
CCUCAGGGCAGUUCUCUGCCUAACCUAAACAAAUACAUUGAGAAACAGAGACAAGGGAGACAGACAUGGAAAGACGGAGCAUGGAAGAAAGAAUCACUCGGUGUAUGGCUGAGAAGUUAGCGAAAAAAACUUUUCUUGACGCUCUAAAAUCAAAUGAUUACAAAACUAUGGAAGAUCUUUUGCUUGAAAAGCAAAUAGAUGUAGACACGGUGUUCGAAGUGGAAGAUGAAAACCUGAUUUUGGCAUCCUACAAACAAGGGUAUUGGCUGCCUGGUUAUAAGCUAAAAACGUCCUGGGCAACCGGACUUCAUCUAGCAGUCAUGUAUGGGCAUCUGGAGAGUCUAAUGGUAUUGCUAAAUCACAAAGCUACGAUCAACUGCAGGCCAAAUGGGAAAGCUGCAAUUCACGUGGCUUGUGAAGUGGCAAAUGUUCAAUGUCUCAAGAUCCUUUGCAAGCAUGGAGCUAAAAUUAAUUGCUUUUCAAUGAGUGGGCAUGCACCCUUGCACUUUUGUACUACAAAAACCUCUGUGCCUUGUGCUCAGCAGCUGAUUUGGAGAGGAGCAAAUGUGAACAUAAAAACAAACAAUCAAGAUGAAGAGACUCCCCUGCAUACAGUUGCACGCUUUGGCAUCCCUGAACUGGUGGCAUUUUAUGUGGAACAAGGAGCAAAUGUGAAUGCUUUCAAUGCACACAUGGAAACCCCCCUGGCUUAUGCUGCUUACUGGGCCCUUCAGUAUAAAGAGCAAAUAUACAGUACAGAACACCAUCUAAUCUGCAGGAUGCUCUUAGACUAUAAAGCAGAAGUAAACUCUCGAGAUGAGGAUUUCAAGUCACCACUCCACAAAGCUGCAUGGAAUUGUGAUCAUGUGCUGCUGCACAUGUUGUUGGAAGCAGGAGCUGAAGCCAACAUCAUGGAUGUCAAUGGCUGUGCCCCCAUACAAUAUGUUCUGAAAGUGACACCUGUGCGACCAGCUGCCCAGCCUGAAAUCUGUUAUCAGUUGUUGCUGAAUCAUGGAGCAGCUAGAAUAUAUCCUUUGCAGUUCCACAAGGUGUUGCAGGCCUGUCAUUCCCACCCAAAGGCUGUUGAGGUUGUCAUCAAUUCAUAUGAGCACAUCAGAUCAACGUCCAAGUGGAAAGCUGCUAUACCUGAUGAUGUCUUUGAGAGGCACCGGGAUUUCUAUAAGUCUCUAUUCAGUGUAUGCAGCAACUCACCACGGUCACUCAUGCACUUAUGUAGAUGUGCUAUUCGACAGACAUUAUUCAAAAGAUGCCACAGAGGAGUCCCUUUACUUACCAUUCCACCUUCAUUAAAGAAGUAUUUACUUUUGGAGCCAGAAGGAAUAGUGUAUUAAGCCUCAUUAGAAAAGCUCAGCUAUUUUAUUUGUGACAGAAAUCUGUGGACCUGCACAAAUGAAGAAGGCAAGCCAGAGAUCUUGGCAAAACCAAACAAAACAACAAAAACCCUUAUGCAAAGGUUCUGCUUACAACCAACUGCUGCUUGGCUAAGGAACAAAUUGGGGUUUACUGGUUAGUCUCAGUUUAACCACUAGAACUUUUUCGCAGUAGCCCUGAGGAGUGUACAAUGAAAUAUUUGCACAAUAGAUAGUGCUAGAAAAGGCUUUUAAAGCUGUCUUAUCCAUCAGUGCCAAGGCAGGAUUGCUCUCUGUAAAAUAUAUAUAUAUAUAUAUAUCUCAAUACUUUUCUCUUCAAUUUCUAUUAUCUGCCUAUGAGAUAUCCCCCUUUGGAAGCCUUUCCAAAUUUUCAAUACACACUGCUUUUCUAUAUUUUAUCAGUAUAAUAUUCACCAACCAUCUUAGGAAGAGGAAAAAGAGUAGCAACAGAAAAAUCUCUCCC